Cyphellophora attinorum is the source of this 1686-nucleotide messenger RNA. Its product is annotated as Regulatory protein LEU3. The record is from RefSeq and is a predicted model, not a curated record. NCBI's taxonomy places the organism in Eukaryota, Fungi, Ascomycota, Eurotiomycetes, Chaetothyriales, Cyphellophoraceae. Gene Ontology annotation, cellular component: nucleus. The coding region runs from base 1 to 1686 and encodes 561 amino acids. Gene Ontology annotation, molecular function: DNA-binding transcription factor activity, RNA polymerase II-specific; transcription cis-regulatory region binding. The transcript is spliced from 2 exons. Gene Ontology annotation, biological process: regulation of DNA-templated transcription.
AUGCAUCAUGUUCCGCACGAAAGCCCUGCAUCGAACUCAACAAACACUAGGCCUUCAUUGACGCCGGUCAACAGCAGCUCCCUACCGCCAAGCAACAACAUCCCGACUUCGAGAAAUGGAAGCAUUGAUGGCUUCCGUCCUAGUUCAGCAGGUGUCCCUCCUGAUCCGGUCUCCAAUGCUCCACGGGAGCAGACUCAUCCUCGGACGCUGAAGGAAGUCGAAGUCACGGCCACUGCGGUGGAUGACUGCUUCCGCCUGUUCUUCACGAAGUAUGCUCCACAUAUGCCAGCAGUAGAGGGGCCGAUGGAGCCAAACGAAUGCUACAACCAGUCGCGAUAUCUGUUUUGGACGAUUAUGACCAUUGGUUCACGCAAAUAUCCACGAGAUCCGACCCUACUAUCGCAGCUUACGCCACCAAUAGUGGAGAUGACCAAGAACGCAGCCUUCGCGAUCGAGAAGUCGCUUCACACAAUUCAAGCCUUCAUGCUGCUGUGUACUUGGCCCAUACCGCAUUCGUCGAUCGGCAAGGAUAUCACUCACGUGCUGUCUGGUGUAUUGCUUCAGCAUGCAUUAAGCGUUGGCAUGCAUAUUUUCGGCGUCGGGCAAGACUUUGCGCGCAUCAAGUUGACGGCAGAUCGGUCCCAACUGUAUGCGAGAGCAAGACUUUGGGCACUUUGCAUAGUUGUUUGCCAGAGAGUGAGCUGCACAGACGGCGUGCCUCCGGUAUACAUUCCCGAUAACUAUGACCACAGUUACUGCCAAGCCCAGUCGUUGAACGCACUCCAGCCGGCUUUGAGGUUUCAGAAGACCUUGAGUCGCAUUCUGACGGAGUCCAUUCUGGAGCUGGAGAGAUAUGCGCUUUCGAAACCCAUGGCACAGCGAGGGCCGGUCCUCAAUCCAUUCAUCGAUGCUGCAUCGCUCACCUUGGCCGACCUUGAACCCGAGUGUCCGGCUGACAUCGACCGAUUCUACCUCAUUUCGGCAGAGCUUCAGAUCCUAUCAUUCCAUCUCCUGGGUCCGAGGGAGUCGCUCGAUGAUGCGAAGCUAGCAAGGAUGCACAGCCUCAGUUGCGAUGCCAUCGAAUUGAUGAAUAUCUUGGAAAGAAACGAAGGUUUCUGCGAUCAUGCGCCGCUCGCAGCUAUGAAAUACCUUUGCACUGCCGCUUUCACUCUGCUGAAGCUGUCACGGUCGCAUAUGGCAGCGAAUGUGGACUCGGAAAGGGGAAAGGCCGCGUACUUCACCUCGAUCUCGCUCGCUCGUAAGACAGCAGUGGAACCGGAGGACAUCAUGGCGAGACUAGCCAAGAUCCUGACACAACUCUGGAACAGUAAGCAAGUCUUCCGAAAGUCGGAUGGCACCACAGAUCCUCUGUCAUUGCGCUGCGGCAGCAGAUUGGCAAUGAGUAUACCUUACGAUUGCUUCUGGUGGUGGCGCUCGGAAUUUGCUGGCAUCGAAAACCCGUACGAAGAUCAACAAGCCAACGCAGCUCAUGCUGGCGUUUCGCCGGAGUCUUUUCAAAAUCUGGUAUGGCUGCAAGAGUCAUUCCCGGAAUUUGCGUGGCCGACGAUGGAAGAUCUUGUUUCGAUGGACUGGCCGUCUGAGCCAAUUUCAAUACCGGCACCCUCCACGGGAUCCGGUGCCCGCAGCAGUGGUCCGAUGCCCGAGAUGAACUCGAUCUGGAUGUAG